Molecule: messenger RNA, 2318 nt
Organism: Epinephelus fuscoguttatus (brown-marbled grouper)
Lineage: Eukaryota; Metazoa; Chordata; Actinopteri; Perciformes; Serranidae
Gene: foxk2a
Product: forkhead box K2a
Exons: 9
Coding region: 349-2214 (621 amino acids)
Biological process (GO): regulation of transcription by RNA polymerase II
Molecular function (GO): RNA polymerase II cis-regulatory region sequence-specific DNA binding; DNA-binding transcription factor activity, RNA polymerase II-specific; protein binding
Source: RefSeq, a predicted model, not a curated record
UCUAUUUUCUACGGCUAUUUUUAUUAUUGUUGUCAUUGGUAAACACCACACAUCUGCCUACCCAGAACGUCUCCCCAUUGGUUUACCGGCUUGUCUGUCGCAGUACUUCCGUCCGUUUGGCCGGUUUUGAUUGGCCGAUCCUCCUCUUUUUUUUCCUCUUCUUCGCGGCGGUGGGUCGGAGCCGCUGUGUCCCCGGUCUGGCACGUUCCUAGCCAAAUUCUCCACGGUGUAAAAUUGGAUUCCCCCUUUUUCACAAAAACAAAAAAUAACCCCCUUUCAAUUCCCUGUAACCGCUUAUACGUUUCCGCUCAACACACACCUCCAAAUCUCCACCAGAUACCUCUGAAGAUGGCGGUGGUAAGCGGGAUGUCGGGGUUGGCUGUAGCCCGGCUGGAGGGCCGAGAAUUUGAGUAUCUGAUGAAGAAAAGGUCGGUGACCAUCGGCCGGAACUCCUCGCAGGGUUCGGUGGACGUAAGCAUGGGACACUCCAGCUUCAUCUCCCGGCGGCACCUCGAGAUAUUCACUGCGGGAGAAGAUGGCACCGGCACGGGGGAAUUCUAUCUCCGAUGCCUCGGAAAAAACGGGGUGUUUGUUGAUGGGGUGUUCCAGAGAAGAGGGGCGCCACCUCUUCAGCUCCCACGAAUGUGUUGUUUCCGGUUCCCCAGCACAAGUAUAAAGAUCACGUUCACAGCCCUGUCCAAUGACAAGAAGGAGCCAAGGAACGUGCCGGAAUCACCGGUCAAGCCCGUCCAACCCCAAAUUUCCCCACUGACCAUCAACAUUCCAGACAACAUCGCCCACCUCAUGAGCCCACUGCCUUCACCCACUGGCACCAUCAGUGCGGCAAACUCUUGUCCAUCAAGUCCGCGGGGGGCGGGACUCUCCAGCUACAGGACAAGCCGUGUUCUGGCCUCCGACCUAAUAGGAGACAACUCUCAAUCUGAAAACGAUAAAGAGGCCUCAGGUGAAGAUAGCCCAAAGGAUGACUCCAAACCUCCGUAUUCAUAUGCACAACUAAUAGUCCAAGCUAUCACCAUGGCCCCAGAUAAGCAGCUCACCCUGAAUGGAAUAUACACCCACAUCACCAAGAACUACCCCUACUACAGAACAGCUGAUAAAGGCUGGCAGAACUCAAUCCGCCACAACCUGUCCCUGAAUCGGUACUUCAUCAAAGUGGCCCGCUCUCAGGAGGAGCCAGGCAAAGGCUCCUUUUGGAGGAUCGACCCCGCCUCUGAGGGCAAGCUGAUAGAACAAGCCUUCAGGAAGCGCAGGCCGAGGGGAGUGCCCUGCUUUAGGACCCCAGUGGGACCUCUCUCCUCCAGGAGCGCUCCAGCUUCUCCCAGCCACACAGGGGCACUGUCUGCCCACUCCAGUGGGGUCCAAACCCCAGACAGCCUGUCCAGAGAGGGGUCCCCUGUCCCCAUGGAGCCAGAGCCAACCCCACCACCAGCCCCCACCCAAACCACUACAGUCCAGCCCAAACUCGCUGUCAUCCAAGAGGCCCGCUUUGCACAGAACUCCCCUGGCUCCCCCCUCAACAACCAGCCAGUAUUGAUUGCUGUGCAGCGCCAAAUGCCUCAAACGACCAUGAAGCCUGUGACCUACGCCAUGGCGUCGCCAGCCAUUGUAACAACGUCCGUUAGCUCCGCCCCUGUCAUGCAGACGGUGCACGUCGUCCACCAGAUCCCAGCAGUCACCAUGGCAACUGUUGCCGGACAGCCGACUGCUACAGUGAGCCCAGAACCUCAGGAGAAUGGAGGGGGAGAGCACCAAGAGAUCAAACUCAAAGUGGAGUCGGUCCCGUCCAUCACAGCCGCGUCUAUAGGUGGAGUCAGCCGCAUCAUCCAGAGCUCUCAGGCUGCUCCUCUGACGACAGUAACCAUUGUGCAACAAGCCCCGCUCGGUCAGCACCAGCUUCCAAUAAAGGCCAUCACACAGAACGGGACACAUCUGGUCCCCAUCAGCACUGCUGCUAGCACAGCUGCUGCAAAUCCUCUUCACCUCCUGGCGGCCCACGCCUCAGCUUCAGCGUCCCUGCCUACCAAGAGGCAGAACGGAGAACUGCAAGACCAGCCCCAAUCAAAGAGAGUGAAAACGGACGAGGAAGAGGAAGGUGAAGCAGCAACUGCCAACAACACCACCACCACCACCAAUAACGGCACCACGGACAGAGCCGGAGAAGAAGGGGUCAGUGAACAGAUCGGUGACAAGUAGCCUCCCUCCCCGGUCUGCAUCCUGACCCCUGCUCUCCUGUACGCAUUGAGCCUCACACCUUCCACACUCUCACCCCCUCCAUCAUCUACUCCAAGGUGCCAAAA